This is a messenger RNA of Pomacea canaliculata, 9579 nucleotides long. RefSeq names its product GRIP and coiled-coil domain-containing protein 2-like. NCBI's taxonomy places the organism in Eukaryota, Metazoa, Mollusca, Gastropoda, Architaenioglossa, Ampullariidae. The record is from RefSeq and is a predicted model, not a curated record.
UAUGGUGCCAUGAAAAAGGCUGGGAUGACUUACUCCCCUUGAGCUUCAUUCGCUAAGGGAGGCUAUUGGCCUCUGCCACUAGAAAGAUGAUACUUCGUGUCUUGCCAACUUCUUCUUUUCCUUAGCGACAAUUGAUUGGGGUGUUUUGUUAAAAGUAUAUUACAGUGGCAUGAUGGCUGAUGACAAAGGAGAGGCAACAGAAGUCACAAAGUCUCCAGCGGGAUCCAAACUGGAGUCUCUGAGCCGCGAGGACCUUAUAAAAUUUGUUAAGAAACAGCUGUUACUUCUCCAGAGGGAACGUACAAAAGCUGAAGAUUUGCAGAAAAAGCUAACCAGUGCAUUAGAAGUGACUGGAAAUAAAACAGACGACACAGAUGAAGUGCAGGAACUGAAAAAUCAACUUCAGACAUUGACAGAUGAAAGAGAUGAAGCCAUCAAUGCCUAUAACACAGUGCAAUGUUCUCAAGAAGCAUCUGCAAUCAGGAUUCAGGAACUGGAAAAACAAUGUCUGGUGCUGGAAGAAGAAAAUGUCCUUCUCCAGCAAAGAUUCGUGAAACUGGAAAGCAAGAACAAGGAGUUAAUAGAACAGUUGGAAUGCAUGGAAAUGAAAGAUGCUUCACUAAAAUCUUCUCUACAAUGUAUGCAAGAAGAACAGGCACAGCUUGCAAAACAAAACAAGGAACUUGAAGUCGUAAAAUCAAAUCAAGAAGCGCUGAUUGCAGAUCUGGAAAAUAGUUUGAGGGAAAUAGGAUCACUAGAAGAAGAACACGAGAUCCUGAAACAUAAAUUAGCUCUUGCAGAGAACUGUAUUGAAGAAUUGAAAGCAGCCUUGAAGAACAAAGAGGUAGAUGCUUUACAGGAGUCUUCAACAGAGGAACAGUUAAUGUGCAAAGUAGAAGAGCUUAGAAAACACAGCGAAAACUUGUUUACUGAAAAUGAACAGUUGAAAAUUGACCUUGCUAGCAAAAUAGCAGAGCUGUCAAAGAUCAGAAGACAUGCAGAAGUUGAGACACUUUCUGAACACCUGACGGAGAAACAGGAAAAGCAGAUCUCAAAGGAAGGUGUGAGUGAAGUAAGUGACAGUGAAUCCUUGAUCUCUGAACUCAGAGUCCAGCUUCAGAUUGCAUUAGACCAACUGAAGGAGCUCUCAUCACAGAAAGAAGCAAUGAAAGAUUUCUGGAGCAAAAACAAGCAGAAAAAUCAGACACUGGCUGUUCAAAUGAAGAUGUGUCAGAACUCAAGUCCAGGUUGGAAAAAUCAAACAGGCAGUUUGAAGCCUCAGAAGAAAUUCUUGCACAAAAAAACUCGUAACAGUUUUGGAGAGGAGUGUUGUGCCAGACAGGAUAUCCAUAAUGAUGACACAAACAGCAAAGAUGAGUCUGCUGAGGAUUUGGUGAAGAUGGCAGAGCUGAAGGCCAACCUGCAGCUGACCAUCGUAGAGCGGCAGAAGCUGUUUGAGGAACUUGCUCACCUUCGAGAGGUGCAUGAAACAGCUGCCUUUGAACUGGCUGAACUUCAGCAAGAGCACGACAGCUUGAAGACUGAAGCGGACCAAUUACGGGGUCAGCUGGGCGAGUGGGAGCAUCUGAUGGAUAUGGUCAAGAGAGAGCGUGACAGCCUGGCAACAGAGCUGGAAACCACCGAGAGCCAUGAGGACCACUUUAGGCAGGAGCUUGAGCUGAUCAUGAACUCAAUGCAUGAGGCACUUGCUGAGCGAGAUAGUCUGCAGGAUGAAGUGUUCCGCAUGACUGAAAAAGAUGGGUCACUAAUGGAUGAAAUUACCCAGAUGAAGUCAAUGACCACAGGAAUUAUUGCAGAGCGAGAUCGCCUCCAGGCAGAGCUAGACUCCAUCAUGGCUGCCAAGGGGGAAUCCUCUGUGAAGGCAGAGGUACUUGCAUGCAAGCUGCAAGACAUGCAAACAGCCUUUGACAACCUGGAGAGAGAGAAGGAGUCAACAACAGUUCUUCUUCAGCUUGCCCAGGAGAAAGAGUCACAGAUGAUUGAGGAACUGGCUGCAAGUCAGGAGAAGAUUCAUUCCUUGGAAACUAGUCUACAGGAGAAGCAGAAUGAGUUGAAUGAGCUGCACAGAGAACAAGGAGAGAUAAGACAGCGGGAAGAGGCAGCAAAGGCACAGGUCAAGACCACAUUGGAGCAGCUGGAGGAUAGAAAAAACUACACCAUAGAGCUUGAAGAACAGGUCUUUGAGUUGUCCAACUCCUUGACAGAGGCAAAAAAGCGUUGUGGAAACCUGAGGGAGCAAUUUGAAGCUGCCAUGCAAGACAAGUCAGAGAGCAUUGAGUUCAGCCAUGAGAUUGAAGACCUGCACAGUCAAAAGGCAGAGUUAGAACAGCAGCUGGAGAAGAAAAUGGCAGAAUUCUUGACCUUGCAAAAAGAGCUGUCUGAUAAAACUAAACUUGUUGAGCAAGUUGAAGAACGUUGCACAGAACUUGUGAAGGAUCUGGAGAAAGAGAGAAAGCAGAUAGCCAUUGAGAGGGAAGGUCUGAAAGAAGGAGAAGCAGAAAUAAUUGCAAAGUUCCAGGAGUUGCAGCAGGAGCUUGGGGAGAGGCACCAGCACCUGGAAAAAGGAGAGGGACACACUAAGGGAGCAGCUGCAGCAGAUGACAGACACGCAGUUGGACAUCAGGCAGGAAAUGGAGUACAAGAUGGAAAGUUAGCCUUGGCUGAAGAAGGCGGUGUCCAUCAAAAUUACAAGGAGCUGGAAAAGCAGCUUCAACAAAUGGAAUCUGAGAAUGUAGCAUUACAGGAAAAGCUUGUUCAGGUGCAGUCUUCUCAAGAUACCCUGCUGCAGGAUCUUCAGGAGAAAGUUUCAUGCCUUCUGAAAGAAAAGGAAGAACUUGGCAGUCUUCUGGAGGAGAAGGUCUCAUCACAAAUAUCUUUGCAGCAAGAAUUAGCAGAGAAACUUGCAGUCCUUCAGAAUGUAGAAGAUCUUAAGGCCCAGUUGGUGCUUCAGCUGGAUCAGAUUACUGCCGAGAGAGAUGGUGCCAGGGCAGAAAGUACAGACAAGGAGACAGAGUGCCAGGCUCUCAGGCAAGAACUGGCCACUGCCAUGGAGCAACUUGAAGAAAUGAAAAUCCAAGUGCUUCAGCUGCAUCAGCAGUUAAAGGAUGUCCAUGUGCAAAAGAUGUCAUGUGACACCAUCAUCAAGGAACUUAGGGAAGAACUUGAUCUCAAAUCAGCUGCAAUGAGUGAGGUUGAGGAGGCCUCCAAGAAAGCACUGAUCGAACUAGCCAACAAUUCCACUGCUACCUCAGAAGUCCAGGCACUGCAACAGAAGUUGCUGAAGGCAGAAGAGACAUUGUCAGCACUGAUUGAGCAGGUGGCAGAAAGCGAGGCAAUGAACAAAAAGCUGCAGCAAGAGUUAAGGGAGAUGACAAAUAAAAAUGCUUGCAUAGCAUCAGAGAGGGAUGAGCUUGUUCAUCAGGUAGAAUCCUUGAAAGAGCUCUCCUCUGCACAGAUUCAGCAGCUGACAGCCCUGCAGGAGGAGAAUGCUGACAUCCAGUCUCGUCUGGCUAGCCUAGUCUCUCAAAUAGAUGCCAGUCAGGAUGCUAAAACAUCCAUUACCUUGGAGCUACAGCAGUCUCACAGUGACUUGAAGGAAGUACAACAAAAAUUUAGUGACCUGGACAAAGAACAUGUGAAUCUAACAGCUACAAUAGACUCUUUGAUAAAGGAAAAGAUUGAACUUGAAGCUUCUGACAAAACAAAAGCUUCAGCUGGAGGAGCAGGUCUCAACACUGUCUGUGGGAUAGAAGAGAAAGCCAGAUUGGAUGAAAAAUGUGCUAGUCUUGAGCAGCUAGUGCACGAGAAAGAGCAUGGCCGACAAGAGAUGUUGCUCGAGUUGGAAGAAAACACAAAGAAAGAAGUAACUCUUUUGCUAGAAGAAAAACAAGUCCUGGUGGCAGAGGUGACCAACCAAAAGAAGCAGUGGGAGGAAGUCUGUGGAGACUUACAGGCUGCGAAAGAAGAAGUUGCAAAAUUGAGAGCCGAUUUGGCUGAGAAAGAUCAGGGUUUAGCCACCCUGAGACAGAGCCUGUACAUCAGCUCUGAGAAGCUGGAAAAUUUCAGAGAAGAUGUUCUGCACCGUGAGCAGGAGCUAGACAACUUACGAUCCAUGCUAGCUGAUAAAGAAAGAAACUUUGAAGAAGCUCAGGUAAAGAUGGGUGAAGCAUUGAAAGCUCUGGAGGAUGAGGUUAAGUUGCAGAAGCAGCUGAGAGAGAAGGAAGCAGAGAAAGCCAUCUUGGAGCAACAAACGAAGGAGCAGGAAGAAGAGAAGCAGCGCUUGGAGAGUCGCAUCGAGGAUUUGGAGAGUGCUGUUCAAUCACAAAAAGCAGUAAAUGCCCAGCUGUGUGCCCAAAUGGUAUCCACACAGGGGGAGAGCAUGCAGAAGUCUGAGGAUGCCACUAGAGAGUUACAGCAGCUGAAGAAGGCUGUUACAGAGAAAGAUGAAAUGAUUGGAAAACUGAAGCAGCUUGCCCUCAAAUCUAAGAAGGAGCUUCAAGAGGUGAAGGCAAAGCUGGAGAGUGCUAACAAAGCCAGGACUGAACAGUUCCACACAACUGCAAGCUCAGAGCAGCUAGUCAGUGAGCUCAGACAGCUGCAAGAAACUAAUAGUAUCUUGCAGCAAAACAUUGACAGUUCUUAUGAUGAGCUGGAACAGAAGAAAGCGGAAUUAUCACAGUUGGCAGAGGCCAAAGGUCAGAUGGCUGAGCUGUCAGAGGAGAGAACAUCUCUUAGCCAGCAGCUGGAAAUUGUUAAAGAAGGGCUGAAGACAAAAGAGAGUGAUGCUGAGGAAGUCCACCUCAAACUAAAGGCCUCAGAGAUGGAGUUGUCUGCCUUACGUAUUCAACUGGAAGACUUUCUAGCAGCGAAGCAAAAGCUGGAAAGUCUUCUUGUGGAGAAGGAAAAUCAAUUGGAGGCUGAGUGCAUUGAGCACAAAACCAGAAUGGAGAAACUGCAGACUGAACUCACCCAGCUUCAGUCCAUGCUUACUGCAGCUAAACAGGAUGCCAAACAGAGUGACAUGUUGGACCUGGAGAUGGCAGACUAUGAGCGCACAAUCCAUGCUCUCAAUGAACAGCUGACUGAGCGCAACUCACAGCUGUCUGAUGCCAGAGCAGAAAUUAUACGCUUGGAGGAGAGACUGCAGUUCAUGCAGAAUCAGAUAGAGGGUCUUGAUGAACAGAGGCAGCAGGCAGAGGAGCGGGGUAACAAGCUAAAGCAGCUCCUGGUUAAAGCCAAGAAGGAUCUGUCCGAUGCAAAGGCACAGGAGUCAGAACAAAAGACAGUUAGCAAGGAGCUUCAGGUGCAAAUUGAAAAAAUCAACCAGCAACUGGAAGACUACAAGGUGCAGAUGGUAGAACUGGGCUCUGAGAAUCAGCGGCUGCUGGACAAACUGAGAACUGCUGGUGAUGUCCACCAGCGAACCAUUCGCUCAUUAGAAGGUCGUAUUGCUGCUGUCUCUGAAGACCUGGAAGCUGCACAGAGUGAACUCAGGACUGUCCAAUCUGAUUAUGAAAGCUACAAGGUGCGAGCACAGAGUGUACUGCAAAAGACGAAGACAAAAUCACUAAAUGACUCCUCCUCUGAUCUCGAGAAACAAGAAAAGCAGAGACUGGAGAAUGCAGUGGAGCACUUGAAGGGAAAACUUCAGGAAAUGUCGCAGAAAAUAUCGGCAUUAACCCAUGAUAAUGAGACUCUGCAGGAAGAACACGAGCGAUUGCAGCAGCGACACAAUAAACUGCUCCGAGACUCUGAACAGCGUGAAGAGGCUUUCCGCAAACGGGUGGAGGAAAUGACACAGGACAAGAUGACAAUGGUGACGAAAAUGGAGGAGCGUGCUGCACAACUUCAGUUACAACUGGAUGUUCAAAAAGAUGCCUACAAAGAGCAGCUAGAAUCUGUUGAGGAAGAGCACAAAAAAAUUUUAGAAAUGCUACAAAUGCAGCUGGAUAUGACUCAGGGGGAAAACACUCGGCUUCAGCGAGAAGUCAACAACCUGCAACGAUCACUGCGCAGCAAGGAUGCAGCAGCAGAGGAGCGGCGCUCACCACCAGGAUUUUUUCCGGUGAUGACUCACCCUGAGGGUGAACGCCAGGAAGGGGAGGGUUCAGAAGUUGUUGAUGCAGAGCCUCGUGUCUUGACAUCACCGUCAAACAAGCUGCCAUCCGUUUCAUUUGAAAAACUGCUGGCUACACCUUUGGAUGAGCUGCCAACAGGGAGAAGACCAAGUGUGGUGGACGAGGAGACUCUGAAAAAUGAUCUGACUGCAGCGCAGAAGAAAAUUGAACAUCUUACAGAACUGCUUAAUGACAGCGAGGAGUCUGUCUCUCGCAUGACAGAGCAAGCCAAGAUUUUGAAGGACGAGAUCCGGCGAUUAAACCGCAACCAACAGCGUGACGAGGAGCUUCAGAAUCUGGAGUACCUGAAGAACAUCAUCAUGAAGUUCUUGACGCGAUCAGUUGGGGAAGAACGCAUGGUGCUGGUGCCAGUAUUGCACAUGAUGCUCAAACUGAGUCCAGAGGAGAAAGAGGUGCUGGAGGCUGUGGCAACAGGAGAGGAUUCAAAACAUCAGAAGAACCAGCAGGGAAGUGGCUGGGGAUCAUACCUUCAUCGAUGGUCGGGGCUGACAUAACAGCACAGCAUCUCACUCCCAUUCGCCAUCUCGUUCCUCAUCAUCAACACUUGCAGUCGACCAUUGUUAUUCAGGACUGUGAUCUGCCAUAUUAUCUGGUACCUCUAAUCUGUGAUUGAUAUAUGUAUUAUUUUUUCAGCCUGCCUUAGACUCAAGUGUCCAUAUUGAAUCCCCCAAACUUCCAAAUUUACAGAGACAAACACAGAUACACUAUCUCCUUGAAUCUUGCUGAGUUCUAUACAAACAUCAACAGUGUGACAAUUAUCUGUUCUUGGGCUUACCUUUGAUGUGUCCUUGUAUGAAGUGCUAGUCCUACAUUAUUGUUGGCAUACAUUCCACAUAAUCUUAACCAAGACUCCUGAGUCUUUGUCACAAAAAGAAAGGAAUAUUUCCGACAUAAUUAAAAAGUGUCAAAAAAUAUAUGUGGUGAUUAUUUUCAUGUAAACUUGUACACAGGAUUACAGUAAUAAACAUUUUGUUUUCUUCAGUUGAUGACACUCAUGGGAAAAUUAUUUACUGGGAUAUCAAAUUAUUACCUGUUUCUCAGUUCAUAUUUGUUUUUUGCUGAAAUGUGAAAGUUUGCUGUAAAUUUCUUUGUUACCCACCCUUCCUUCUCCUCUUUCUCUCUCUUGCUGAGAUAAUAUAAAUGUAAAGUUCUCAUUAUUUCCUUGACCAAUGGCAUGAAGUGUGGUUAUUACUGGAAAUGCAUUGUUUAGGCAUGUUAUUAUUUUCUGAAUGCUGAGUGGUUUUCCUUUUAGGACCAUUAACUCUUAAUGUUAAUGGAAGGAAUGUCUUGAAGUUCUGUUUAGUACACCAUCCAUCACUCUGUCUGAGAGGAUCUGGUAAUCCAGCUAAUCCAAAUUAGGGUCCUUGUUGCUGUUUGAACUUCUGUAACAAAAUGAUGGCUUUUUGUUUGUACAAAGGUUCCUUCUUUUGGUGUACCAUUUCCUCUGUAAAAGUUUCUUUCUAUUAUUAAGCCAUUAUUUCACUGUGGAUUUUAUUUGGUGGAUGAUCUUGACUAGAAAUCCUUGUGUAGCAGUACUCCCUUUUAAUUGAAAGUACAUUUGGUCAUGGAUAAACAUGUUGGGUGCAUUUUCUCUUUUUUACUGUUGAUCUCAAUGGCAAAAUAUAUUCUUGAUGAGGGGAAGAAUUUAUAGGUAACUCAACCUUAAACUGUCAUCACUACCAGCAGUUUCUCACCUAUAUUAUUACGUGUUAAUCAGAAAGAAAUCACUCUUGUGUGCGUAAUUUCACUAACACAACUUGCAAAGCACAUAAUCCUUUUGAUUACUUGUAAUGAAACUGUUCAUUAUAUGACCUAGUGCUUUACAGAUUAAUUGACUAUUUUGUGUAUGUAUUGUUGUGUUCUGUUUACAGUUGUUGAGAGUAUUUUUGACUCCUUUGGAGCGAGCUGCUUAAAUACAGUCACUACUGACACUUAACACGUUUGUUUCGUCACUUGCCGCUGGAAAGUCUCUCACACUGUUCUGCUUAAUUUCUUGAUAACAAUGUAUAUCGGGAGUAAAGCUUGUAAGGACUAUUAAAACAGUUGGGUAAAGCUCAUGUGUGUUGAUGAGGUUAAGCACAGUGACACUGAUGAUGGAAUUGGGGUAGAGAUGUCUUGCAAUAGUAACUGCUGCAAUUCUAUACAUGCUAAUUUAUGCAAUUUUUAAACAUUAUUAAUCUUAUGAAAAUUACAGAGGUAAAUUGAUUUGAGUUUCUUGUGACAGUGGGGUUAUUUUGAUCUUGACUUUCUGUUUUGUCAUGCUUACAACGUCCCGUGUUUUAUGGCACAUUUAUUAACACACUGGGCUCUGCAUAUAAAUAUAGUUGUCAUCCGACUCUUGGCCAUCCGCAUUAACAGAAUAGCAGUCAGAAUAUGCGGUAAAUUUCCAGCAUCCAGUGAGUUAAGAAACCGUUCUUUCUGAAAUGUGGUUUGUAGGGAAAGGAUACAUUUGCAGGUGGCAAGGCUGACAAACAUUUACAGCUAAAGAUAUUUUGGAAGUUUUUGUGUGUUGUAUUUUAAGUGAUCUCUUUGCAGCAUUGACUGUUUAACAAACAUGCACAUUCAGCUCGGUGUUUUAUAUAGCAAGGAAAAUCAAAUCAGCUGAUUGACUUUCAGUAACAUGCCCUGCCCUUCUUGCCCCAAUCUGUGCAAGAUACUAAUGAUCUCACAGAGCAAUAAUUGGUAUGUUCACAACUCUUUAGACUGUCAUUUGUAUUGUGUGCAUACUACCAAGCAAAGACAUCAUUAAGCCGUUUGUAACAGUGCAUUAUCUGGGUUUUUAAAAACUAUAUGAUAUGAGUGCAUGUAGGAGGCUCUUGCUGUAUGUUCGUUGUGUGCGUGGUUGUUUGCUGGGUAUGCAGAAUGAUGUGUAAAUAUAAUUUGUUGUUACGGUGUUAUUCAUGAGGAUGAUUUCUGUGUAACUUACCCCUGGUGUUCCUUUCAGGAGUUAAAAAGUCAAGGGGGUAUACCUUGACCAGUUUCUUUAACAUAUCAUUAUACAUGCCUGAAGUCAAUCUUUUUCUUGGUUUAAUUUUGAGCAUAUUGCUAGCUUAUUCAAAGAUCAGAAUUUUGGUGGCUUAUCAUGUACUGCAGUGGGUGUCCUGUGGUGGCUUGUGAUUACAAAUUACAUUUUCAUAUGUUCACUUACCUUUCUAACUCACCGUCCAGGUACGAUCUUGCUCUGUCCGAUGUUAGCUGACUUUAAAGAGUUCUUCUCAUGAAACAGUUUGGGUCAUUCCUCCAAGAUAAGUAUCUAGAUUUUUUUUAACAAAUCAAAACUGACCAACUGAGCAUAUUGUUAACAAUUCUUUAUUUUGUUGUUUGGACAUACAUUCUGUACUUGGUAAUGUACAUAUACACUGAUGUAGACCAACGGGGUUUGAUUAAAAGUGGUUUGAAAAAGUUCUCGAUCACAGCUUCA